This is a messenger RNA of Corythoichthys intestinalis (scribbled pipefish), 3993 nucleotides long. RefSeq names its product regulator of G-protein signaling 8. The coding region runs from base 284 to 1357 and encodes 357 amino acids. The record is from RefSeq and is a predicted model, not a curated record. The transcript has 6 exons. NCBI's taxonomy places the organism in Eukaryota, Metazoa, Chordata, Actinopteri, Syngnathiformes, Syngnathidae.
GAAGGUGUGGCGUUGGUCGAGGGGAGGAGGCCGGUCGCAAGUCGUUGCCUAUGUUCAAGACAGUCACUGGAAAUACUUGACGGAACUUUCCUCGCGUCUUUUUUUGUUGUGCCAACAACGCGACAAUCGCUGUCAUCUUCGCGCAGGCAGGACGGAAUUCCGAUGUGACGGAGCAACACACCUACAAAAGCCACAGGAACGACGCUGCUUGCAGUGAACAAGUUUUGACGGCGCGAAGUCAACGAUCUGGACUCUGAGCCUUGCAUGACUGCAAGUGCCGCUUAUGAGAUCACCAGAAAGCUUUAGGAUCCGCAAUGGAAAAAGCCUAAAACAACCUGAAGAAGAGCAGCAGUUCCUUCCCUUCCCACCACCAUCGCUCAUGGCCACUUUGCGUCGAUUUAGCUCCGAGGGAAACCUCCUGGACAUCGAUUUCUUCCCGUGGAAGAAGCACAACAUUCAGCGGGAAUCUGGCGUAUACGCAAACUGCGUCGAGGCCGACGGAGAAGCCGUUCCCGUCAUUCCGGAGCCGUGUCAAGAUGGGAAGAAAGUGCUGAGCAAGGAGCACAGUAUCAGCGCCGAGAACCUGAGAGACUUGGAGAAAAAGAACAAGCACCUCCUUGAAGUGUGCGCCAUCGGUGAAGGCUACAGGGCCUACAGUGACGGCCAAUUGGCCCCUGGUGCAAAGGGAAGCACCGAAAGUGUAGAAAAAGAUCAGACGGACGGAGAAGUGAGCUCAUCAUCGUCAUCCUCCCUCAAAUCCCAGCAUCGGCACCAGCGCAGGGCCAAACUGACAGCUGCCAAACUGCAUCUCAAGAGUCUGUUUGGCCAGAGUCCCCAUUCAUCAAACUCCAACCUUUCAAACACGGAACACAAAGACAGUGCCAAAGAGAGGCGCUCGCGUUUGCUCUUCAUGCGUCAAUGGAGCCAGGUGGGCCUCAAUAAGAAACACAAACUAAGUCGAGAGGAAAUGGAAAAAUGGGCCCAGUCCCUGGACUACCUGCUCGCCAGUCAGACCGGGCUCUCGGUGUUUGGCGCGUUCCUGCGUUCCGAGUUCAGUGAGGAAAAUCUGCAGUUCUACCUGGCCUGUGAACAGUACCGACAUUCGUCAACCAACUUCAGUCUGCAGAGAAGGGCGAAGGACAUCUGCGCUACCUACAUCCAGCCGGGUUCGCCUCGGGAGGUGAACUUGGACAGCAAGACGAGAGAUCUGACCAUCCAGCUGCUGCAGGCUCCCUCUCACACGUCUCUGUCCCUCGCACAGAAGCGCAUCUACUCGCUCCUAGACACGGACUGUUAUCCCCGCUUCCUCCAGUCUACCGUCUACUUAACGUUACUAGGGGAGGCCGACGAGCAAUGAUGGUUUUUCUUAUUUCCGGGAUUUCCUCAAUACAGACAAAAAUUAGCCACACUGAUGAGAAAAAGUUAAGAAUGAAGUCGUGGUGUCAUAAGAAUAAAGUUGUCAUAUUAGCAGAAAAUAAUCAACUUAUUCAUGAUGAGCAAAUCAAACCCCUAAAAUGUGAUUUUUAUUUCCCCAAGUUGUGAUUUUUUUUUUACAUGGCAGUCUUCGGGAUGUUUAUUCUUGUAAUGUUACUUUUUUUUGCAGGCUUAUAUGUCAAAGCAUCAUUUUAGCUGUCUCAAGUGACUAGCCAAGCCUAUCUGACGUCAAAGAGGCUGUCUAGAUGCUGCACUUAUAUUAAAUACGUGGGUAGAGUAGCCACCGAUUUGACUCAAGUGAGAGGAGUAAUAUUAUUUUGAAGUAACACUAAAGUCAAAGUUGUCCUCCAAAAAAUGUUCUCAAGCACAAGUCAAAAAGUAUUCGGUGAAAAGAAUACUCGAGACAUGAGUAACUGAAUUAUUUUUUCAAAACAAUGGUACUGUAGAUAUUUUUUUCCUCGUCUUUAUGAAGAGAAUCAACCCAAUUAAAGAAAUUAGCCCAAAGAUGUCACAUUCUAACCUACAACCCUAAUAAACAUUGCAUCAAUUUCUCAUAAUAGACAAACUCCAGCAUUUGUUGUCGACCAACAUUGUUUCUAAAACACUUGCUGAAUGGUGACUCGUUUCCUAAAGACGUUUCUUUUUGUUGGAAAAAGAAGCACUUAACAAUUUCCGUGACAUGUGAAACGACGCAAGUCCUAAUCAUUAAACAGUCAAUCUUGGCCAGUUGUCUUUUGCCGGUGGAGAGGAAAAACAGGUUUAGCGAGAACAUAUCCUCGGCGAGAAUGUCGUUCUAUUUGAAUCAUACUGACAACCGUUCCUAAAGUUCUCCUGCCAAAAUGCACGUAAAGCGCAUUCUCUGCUAUUUGGCAGGCAUUUAAAUGAGUCAUUUAAACAUUUGGUCUCCGCUCAAGAGUGAGUCACUCUGGAUAACUGCCACAGGCCCUGUCACCUCUGUUUAUAUACGAGCUAAGAAAGGUUUCUCCUUUUGACAAGAUGCAAUUCAUCAUUUGAAGUGGACGCCCACAUACAGUACGAAAAAGCCAGUUUCAUUUUCCUAGUGUUUUUAUGACAGUCAGAUCAUAUCUAAAACACUCCAGUUUUUUCUUGAGCGUGAUAGCCAUAGACAGCGAUUGGGGAUAGGGCAGUGCUCCCCUGGUGGCUGAAAAAUGUCAAGGCAUGUAAUAGACUUUUUUUGACAUGAGGCUAAAUCUUCGAGUUAGCGGGGGUUUAAUUAGUCGGUGAAGUUGAUUUCAACAAAUUCCGUGCAAUUUGUGGGUAGGUUAGUUUUUGGGCCCCCGAGUGGCUAAGCUAGCGCGAGUCAAUGGCGCCUGCUUAGCAUACCAAUAAAAGACAACAACAUAUGCACGCAGUAGAAUCACCGACGACCCAUGCAAUCACUACUCUUGGCUAUGUUUUCAGGAUAAAGUCAUUAAAACUUUCCAUUAUAUUCCAAUAAUUGUAAUAUGAACAGCAACAUUUGUAAUCCAGCAGCUCUGCAAGGAACAUGCUGUCUAGGCAAGCAGGGCGGAGUGAUAUCACAUCGUUUUUUUCACCACAGAUUUUUUUUUUUUUUGGGGGGUGGGGGUUGUUCAAGAUUCAAGGGACUACCCAGCAGACUGAGCACGAGUGGUCAAAAUCGCUCUUACGUAUUGUCGUCGCAUUACGCAUAAAAAAAAAAGAAAAAGCCCUGCAGAAUAAAAUGAAUUGCAUCAGUUUGGUUUGACAUUGUUUUGACCACAUGAGUAUUUUGAACAAUGAUCUGCAUUUUGAAUUUAUUUGACCAUGUUAGAUCUGUUAACAUCAUUUUUUUAUUGGCAUGCUAAGCACGCACCAUUGACUCACGCUAGCUUAGCCACUCCGGAGCCCUGAAACUAACAAAUAAAUGACAAACUGCACGGAAUUUGUUGAAAUCAACUCCACCGACUAAUUAAACCCUCACUAACUCGAAGAUUAAGCCUGAUGUCAAAGAUUCUGAACUACUGUCCCUUUAAAAUAAAGACCAAGCUGUUAAAAUGUUGUCUAUAAAAGUUUUAACGUAAUAAAACAAACAAAAAAGAAUGAAAUGAAGUAUUUCAUCAUGGCUCCAAAUGAUUUUUUCGAACAGAUCAUGUGACUAGCACCUUUGCUUAGCCAACACUACAUCUGAGGAGGCAAGAUGGAUAUUUCGAAACCUAACCUUAUAAAAGCUCCAAUAACAACUGAGCUUGUACACGAUGUGUCUGUAUAUAUAUGUUAAAUUUGUUGCUGGCACCGCGUUUCGGCCACCCUUCAACAGAAGUGAAAGUCUUGAUUUUUCCUGUCAUACACCAAGAUGAUGAAUUUGAAUGAAACCAACCACAUGCUUGACAUGUAAAAUUUAAAUGACUGAUCUACAGUACUUGGAUUGGAUACAAGCAAACAUUUUCCAAUGCUGUAAACGGUGGUGGUGUUAUACUUAUAUAGCACUUUUCCACCUUUCAAGGCGCUCAAAGUGCUUUACACUAUCUCACCAUCCACCUACUGGUGACGCAGCACAAGGAGCACUUAGACGAGUUCAUCAGGGCGAAGAAUCGAACC